This is a messenger RNA of Drosophila grimshawi, 2255 nucleotides long. RefSeq names its product glycoprotein-N-acetylgalactosamine 3-beta-galactosyltransferase 1. The transcript has 4 exons. Gene Ontology annotation, cellular component: membrane. Lineage: Eukaryota; Metazoa; Arthropoda; Insecta; Diptera; Drosophilidae. The record is from RefSeq and is a predicted model, not a curated record. Bases 530 to 1699 code for a protein of 389 amino acids. Gene Ontology annotation, molecular function: N-acetylgalactosaminide beta-1,3-galactosyltransferase activity.
GCAGUUGCUGUUUUGCUGUCACAUUGUGCGCUCGUCUGCUCGUUCGCUCGCACGGCUCGCACGCUCAUUCGCAUUCGCAUUUGCGUUACCCCUUGUGAGAGCUCGGAAAAAUAAUUUGUUCAAUUAAAUAAUAUCAGCGUUGGUGUUUAUUGUUGUUGUUGCUACUGUUCUUUUUGUUAUUGUUAUAAUAUAAAUGCACAACUAUUAAUACAACAAAUACAACACAUAUCGCGUUAAUGCCAAUUCAAUUAAUUCGCCGCAAAUCCAUAUACAAAAGAGCGUCGCUGCCCCAAGGAGCGUCCUGCUCCACAAAAACAAAGAACGCCACAACAAAUACAAUACAAAACAAAAGCAAAAUGCGAAUAAUGGUGCUAAAAAUCAAUUAAGAUGUAAUGCGAACAGCAAAUAGGAGCUCCAACUACGUAACGCAACCAAAGAGGCCUGAGGCCCACAAAACCCAAAGAGUAGGUGCCUAGUAUUGAGAUUACCGUAAACCAAAUCCCCAAACUCCUAUUUACCAAUAAGCCAAAUGACUGCCAAUAGCCUGCUAGGACGAUCCUUACUUAACGAAGGACGUUCCAACAAGCGUUCUUUUGUCUCACUGAUUGUCGGCCUAAUCGUCGGCUUCUGCCUCGCCGAGCUUUUCGUCUACUCAUCCACGCCGGAACGUGCCGAGUACGUGCCGUACGAUGGUCAUCGACAUGGCGAUGUCAACGAUGCACAUCACAGUCACGACAUGCUGGAGCUAGCCGGUCCAGAGCAGGAUGUGGGCACACACGAUCAUGUGCACGAAAACACCAGUAUUGCGGAGAAGAUGUACAGCGAGGUGCGCAUUCUCUGCUGGAUAAUGACGAAUCCCGCCAACCAUCAGAAGAAAGCGCGCCACGUGAAGCGCACCUGGGGCAAGCGCUGCAAUAAGUUGAUCUUCAUGAGCUCAGCCAAGGAUGAAGAGCUGGAUGCCGUGGCGCUGCCCAUCGGCGAGGGACGCAACAAUCUGUGGGGAAAAACAAAGGAAGCAUAUAAGUACAUCUACGAGCAUCACAUGAACGAUGCAGACUGGUUCCUCAAAGCAGACGAUGACACCUAUACGAUUGUAGAGAAUUUGCGCUAUAUGCUAUAUCCCUACAAUCCCGACACGCCCGUCUAUUUUGGCUGCAAAUUCAAGCCAUAUGUCAAGCAAGGCUACAUGUCCGGUGGAGCUGGUUAUGUUCUCAGUCGCGAGGCUGUGCGUCGCUUCGUGGUCGAAGCUAUUCCAAAUCCGAAACUUUGCAAGAAGGAAAACACAGGCGCCGAAGAUGUGGAAAUGGGCAAGUGCUUGGAGAACAUUAAAGUUCUGGCGGGCGAUUCCCGAGAUGCCAACAAGCGUGGUCGCUUCUUUCCUUUUGUGCCGGAGCAUCACUUGAUACCUUCGCAUACGGACAAGAAAUUCUGGUACUGGCAGUACAUCUAUUACAAAACCGAUGAGGGUCUGGACUGCUGUUCGGACAAUGCCAUCUCAUUUCAUUAUGUCUCACCCAAUCAAAUGUAUGUGCUGGACUAUUUAAUAUAUCAUCUGAGGCCAUACGGAAUCGUGAAUACGCCAGAUGUGCUACCAAAUAAACUCGGCCUGGGUGAACUAAUGCCGACUCCCAAAGAGUCCAAGGAGCAAAAUGAGCCAGAGACAUCAGAUACUGUUCAAACGCAAAAGGGCGCGCAGUAGUUGCUGGUCACUUUAAUUGUAAAUAGAUCAUGUGUAAAUACCGAGCGGAGUAGACCGCAACUAGUUUAAGAUACAUAAUUUGCCAUUCCCAUAUAAUUUGUUGUCUCUUGUGUUAGUUUAUUUCUCUCAGGUUACGGUUAUAAAUGCUCUUGAGCUCCGACUCUUUUGUACAAAAUACCAAAAAAAGAAACAAAACAGAUUAUUUGAGUGCUGUUAGUUUAGUUUUUAGGGAAGUUUGCGCAAUUAUUGUGCAUAACACAAAUAAAAAUAAUAAUUAAUAUAAUAAUAAGAAAUAACAUUUAAAUAGGUACUCAUCAUACAUAUGGCACAUGAUUAGAUCUUAAGACAGCGAUAAAUAAUUUGAAGAUAUUCAAGACACAUACAUUGUGGCCCAUUUAGUUAGCAAUAAAUUGUAUACUGACAUAGUUCUUUCGAUAAGCUGUAUUAUGUUAUAUAUACUUAUAUACAUCGGCAUUGCUUCUAAGAAAUGUAUUACACUCUACUAUUUAUUUAUGUAUUUAAUAAAAUAUAAUAAAAUAGUGUAUUACAAAUGGAA